Molecule: messenger RNA, 1641 nt
Organism: Ostrea edulis (European flat oyster)
Lineage: Eukaryota; Metazoa; Mollusca; Bivalvia; Ostreida; Ostreidae
Exons: 5
Coding region: 1-900 (299 amino acids)
Source: RefSeq, a predicted model, not a curated record
AUGAAAAGAGAACGAUCGGAAAAGAAGAUCAAAGGAGUAUCCAAGAGGCCCUGUAUUAAAGCAACGGCAAACAACGAAUGUCAGUGGUACGAAGUGUUGCUAGAACUUCACCUCAAGUCUACCAUAAGUUUCUCUCUCCUCUAUAUCCUCCAUCUCUCUCAUCUAUAUACCUCUCUCCCUCCUCAUCUAUAUCCUUCAUCUCUCUCUCCUCAUCUAUAUCCUCCAUCUCUCUCCUCAUCUAUAUACUUAAUUCUUUCUCUCUUCAUCUAUAUACGUUCUCUCUCUCCUCAUCUAUAUACUUUCUCUCUCUCCUCAUCUAUAUCCUCCAUCUCUCUCUCUCUUCAUCUAUACCCCCUCUCUCAUCUAUACCCCCUCUCCCUAUCUCCUUAUCUACCGGUAUACCCCCCUCUCCUCAUCUAUAUCCUCUCUCUUUCCUCAUCUAUAUCCUUUUUCUCCUCAUUUAUAUCCUCUCUCUCUCCUCAUCUAUAUCCCAUCUCUCUCUCCUCAUAUAUACCCCCUCUCUCGUCUAUAUCCUCCCUAUCUCCUUAUCUAACGGUAUACACCCUCUCCUCAUCUAUACCCCCCAUCUCUCUCCUCAUCCCAUCACUUUCACCUUUCCCAUUUAUAUUUUCUCAGCAAGAGUCAUCAUUUGUCUCAUUCCGUCAUGGAUGGAAAGAGCAUUUGAAAGACUGGUUCAGGCUGACGGGGGCGAUUAACAAGUCUGACAAUCGUCGGGAGUUGCCCACCAUCCCGCAACCCACCCACACGAUGGAAUGGCUAGCUCGCACCAGUUUCAAACAUACAUGUAGACCUCUACGGCGCAACAUUGUUCCGCAACAGAGGAAGCACAAAACCCCAAAGAGACACACGCAGCACGACCACUCGAAGUUUGUCUACUGAUUGGGGGGUCCUUGUGUGCAGUAAGCGCAUGGACAUGUUACCAAUCUCAGAGAUCAGAAGUUGUGACAGCGCUGUGCCACUGACAUAUACUUUCUUUAAUUGAGGGUCCAUGUCUUACAGAUGUAUAUUAAACGUGCAGUUUACGUGUGAAACACUGCAAUAUUUGAUCUUUUCCGUUUGUUUAGCAUAACUCAGUUGUUUUAUGUAGAAUUUUCCAUUUGAACUGUAUAAUUUCCCCUUUGAUUUACAUUCUACAUUUCUUUAUGGAAUUUUAUGAUCUUGCCAGAUAUAUAGGCGUUGUGUUAUAAACCAUUUGUAUCAAAUAUUUUUCCGUUGCACGUUAUCUAGUUUCAACGAGUCUUAAUUUAUAUAUUCAGUAUUAGCAUUAGCACCAUGAGGUAUGUUUACAAAGCCUUUUAUGGUUAACUUCAUUCUACUAGUACUACAGAAGGGUUGAACAGAAUUGGGCCAAAGGUAGGGGUAAUGACCACCGUCACUGACCUACAGGGUGUUUAUCUGUAUAAACAUCCACUGGCUACAUGUAAAAUCGACGUGUACUAGCUGUGUUUUAAGAGGAGAUAGAUUGACCUGUGUAGCCACCGUUUCUCCCUUUGUUUGGUGUCCCAAAAAUUAAGUGACUCGGGGCGGGUACCAACCUACAUAGAUUCACUGUCACCUCUGGAAAUCCUUGAAUCAGUGAAUACCUUCGUCACGUACCCCCUAACCCCCCAACCCCCCAAA